This is a messenger RNA of Talaromyces proteolyticus, 825 nucleotides long. RefSeq lists its product as uncharacterized. Bases 68 to 715 code for a protein of 215 amino acids. Lineage: Eukaryota; Fungi; Ascomycota; Eurotiomycetes; Eurotiales; Trichocomaceae. Gene Ontology annotation, molecular function: nucleic acid binding; zinc ion binding. The transcript has a single exon. The record is from RefSeq and is a predicted model, not a curated record. Gene Ontology annotation, biological process: mRNA splicing, via spliceosome. Gene Ontology annotation, cellular component: U4/U6 x U5 tri-snRNP complex; spliceosomal complex.
CCAACAUCGAACAUUGAACCGUUUUCCUUUCAAGUAUACGUUUCUUAACUACUGAAGCAUUCUCACAAUGUCAGACGACACCAAGCGGUCCGCCUACGGCACCGCAUCCUCCGAUACUGAUUUCCGCAAAACAUGGGAUCGCGAAGAAUACGCGAAAAAGGCGAAAGCAGACGAGGCCAAGCAACGCGAAGAAGCAAAAGCUCGGUACGAAGCGAAACUAGCGGGCAAAAAAUGGCAUGCGCCGGUGGAUUACAGUACUCUCGAGACAACCUCCUCCCGCACGCGGCGACUGGAUGUCGCGUCGAUGGUUGGCAAGACUACCAUGGUGCCUGCGGGCGCUGCGACGGGGAAAAGAGGGCGAGGAGCGGGGUUCUAUUGCUCUGAUUGUGAUCUUACUUUCAAGGAUAAUAUACAGUUUGUGGAGCAUUUGAAUAGCAAGCAACAUUUGGUGGCGAUUGGGGAGAGCGGGGAGGUUAAGCGGGCGACUGUUGAGGACGUGCGGAAUCGGCUGCGGUGGUUAGCGCACAAGAAGAGAGAAAAGGAAGAGGAGGAUCGGAAGGCGCUCAAUUUGGAUCUCGAUUCUAGAUUGAGAGAUAGGGAGGUGGAAGAAGCCAAAGAGCGUGAAGAGAGAAGGGCAAAGCGAAGGCAAAAGCGGAGGGCAGUCAAACAAGAAGAGGACGAAGGAUGGGAAGGGAGGCUGGGGAUUAUUGCGUGAAUGUUUUUUAAGACAGAGGGAUCUGUUAACGCUCAUCUCAUUAUUUGUGAAUGCAUAGAUAGGUAUACCCGCGGCGUUACGAGAGUUUACAAUAAAACAGCGUUUAGUCU